Messenger RNA from Perognathus longimembris pacificus (Pacific pocket mouse), 4886 nucleotides. It is a transcript of the gene Agtpbp1, whose product is annotated as ATP/GTP binding carboxypeptidase 1. The transcript has 26 exons. NCBI's taxonomy places the organism in Eukaryota, Metazoa, Chordata, Mammalia, Rodentia, Heteromyidae. Gene Ontology annotation, molecular function: metallocarboxypeptidase activity; zinc ion binding. Gene Ontology annotation, biological process: proteolysis; C-terminal protein deglutamylation; protein side chain deglutamylation. Bases 238 to 3903 code for a protein of 1221 amino acids. The record is from RefSeq and is a predicted model, not a curated record.
UGGGAUGCGGGCAGGUUCCGCCGCCGCCUCUGCCGCCUUCGCCGCUCCUGCCUACCGGGGUUUGUAUGAAAACACCCGGCGGCGGGCGGCGAGGGCUCAGCGGCGCACCUGGAGAACAGCCGUCGGUGCUGCGGGCGCGGAGUUAGUUGCCCGGCCCGUCGUGGUGGCCCUGUGCAGUCCGCGCUAGCGCCCUGUCUCCAGCCGAUUAUCUGCCAUGGUGAAAUGAAGUAACUCAAGAUGAGCAAAUUAAAAGUGGUAACAGAGAAAAGCCUUCCUAAUAAUUCUAGGAUUGUGGGACUCCUGGCUCAGCUAGAGAAGAUCAAUACUGAACCAGCAGAAUCAGAUACUGCCAGAUAUGUUACAUCAAAAAUUCUUCAUUUGACUCAAAGCCAAGAAAAAACAAGGAAAGAAAUGACAGCAAAAGGUUCUACAGGAAUGGAAGUCCUGCUGUCAACAUUAGAGAACACAAAAGAUCUUCAGACUACACUUAAUAUCUUGUGCAUUCUUCUUGAACUGGUAUCAGCUGGUGGAGGUCGGAGAGCAAGUUUCUUAGUUGCCAGAGGUGGUUCACAAAUAUUGUUACAACUACUUGUGAAUGCCAGCAAGGAAUCUCCCCCACAUGAAGAGUUAAUGAUACAUGUUCAUUCUGUUCUUGCAAAGAUUGGACCAAAAGAUAAAAAAUUUGGAGUCAAAGCUAGAAUUACUGGGGCUCUGAAUAUAACCCUGAGUUUGGUCAAACAGCAUUUGCCUAACCACCGCUUGGUUCUUCCUUGUCUUCAGCUUUUACGAGUGUAUUCUGCCAACUCUGUGAAUUCAGUGUCUUUAGGGAAAAGUGGAGUUGUGGAAUUGCUAUUUAAAAUCAUCGGACCAUUUAGUAAGAAGAAUUCAGGUCUUAUGAAGGUUGCUUUAGACACUCUUGCCGCCUUGCUAAAAUCAAAAACAAAUGCCAGAAGAGCUGUAGACAGAGGAUAUGUCCAAGUGCUUUUAACAAUUUAUGUAGAUUGGCAUCGCCAUGAUAAUCGGCAUAGAAACAUGCUUGUUCGGAAAGGGAUUUUACAGAGUUUAAAAAGUGUUACAAACAUCAAAUUGGGAAGGAAAGCAUUUAUUGAUGCCAAUGGGAUGAAAAUCCUGUAUAAUACAUCACAGGAAUGUUUGGCAGUCAGGACUCUUGAUCCACUUGUCAACACCUCCAGUCUGAUAAUGAGGAAAUGCUUCCCCAAAAAUCGACUGCCACUCCCAACGAUUAAAAGUUCUUUCAAUUUCAAGUUGCCUGUUGUUCCUGUGACUGGACCUGUGGCCCAGCUCUACAAUUUACCUCCUGAAGUGGAUGACGUAGUAGAUGAAAGUGAUGACAACGAUGAUAUUGAUUUAGAAGCCGAAAAUGAAAUGGAAAAUGAAGAUGACCUAGAUCAAAAUUUUAAGAAUGAUGAUAUUGAAACAGAUAUUAACAAAUUAAAACCUCAGCAAGUGCCAGGGAGAACAAUAGAAGAACUAAAAAUGUAUGAACACCUUUUCCCUGAACUUACUGAUGAUUUUCAGGACUAUGAUUUAAUCUCCAAAGAACCGAAACCCUUUGUAUUUGAGGGAAAAGUAUGUGGUCCUAUUGUUGUUCCCACAGCUGGUGAAGAAGCAUGUGGGAAUCCAAAGAAAAGGGGAGCUGUAAUGAAGGAGAAAGUGUCUUGUAAAGGAGAGGAAGGUGAUAAAAAAUCUACCCUUAUGGAUCUCACAAAGGAAAAUGCUAAAGAAAAUGACAGAACAUUAUUACAGCAGCUGGGAGAUCAAAACAGAACUUCUUCUGCCCAUGGCUUAAACAAUGAUAUUGUGAAGGCCUUGGACCGAAUCACAUUGCAGAAUAUUCCUUCUCAAACAGCCCUGGGCUCGACUGCAGGAGUGAAGAAGGAUUAUAGUCUCCCUCUUAGUGUCCUAACAUGUACAAAAGCAUGCCCACAUGUAGUUAACUGUGGAAAUGCUCUUUUUGAGGGACGAACAGUACACUUAGGGAAGCUCUGCUGUACUGUGGUUGAAACUGAAGAUGAUGAAGAUACUGAGUCUAGCUCAUCAGUAGAACAGCCAUCAGUUGAAGUUCCUGAUGUACCAACGCUCCAUGACCCUGACCUGUAUAUUGAGAUUGUGAAAAAUACGAAGUCUGUCCCAGAAUAUUCAGAGGUGGCCUAUCCUGAUUAUUUUGGUCACACUCCACCUCCAUUCAAAGAGCCCAUUUUAGAGAGGCCUUAUGGUGUGCAACGGACAAAAAUUGCCCAGGAUAUUGAGAGGCUAAUACAUCAAAGUGAUAUCAUAGAUCGAGUGGUAUAUGACUUAGAUAACUCGAAUUACAUCAUUCCAGAAGAAGGAGAUAUUUUGAAGUUUAACUCCAAAUUUGAAUCAGGGAAUCUGCGCAAAGUAAUUCAAAUUAGAAAAAAUGAAUAUGAUCUUAUUCUGAACUCGGAUAUAAACAGCAAUCAUUAUCAUCAGUGGUUUUACUUUGAAGUCAGUGGAAUGCGUCCAGGCAUUGCAUAUAGAUUUAACAUCAUUAACUGUGAAAAGUCCAACAGUCAGUUUAAUUAUGGUAUGCAGCCACUCAUGUAUUCGGUUCGGGAAGCACUAAAUGCCAGACCCUGGUGGAUACGCGUAGGAAGUGACAUCUGUUACUACAAAAAUCACUUCUCAAGAAGUUCAGUUGCUGCAGGUGGGCAAAAGGGAAAAUCCUACUAUACGAUUACAUUCACCAUUAAUUUUCCACAUAAAGAUGAUGUCUGUUACUUUGCUUAUCACUAUCCAUAUACAUAUUCAACGUUACAGAUGCACCUUCAAAAAUUGGAAUCAACACACAGUCCUCAGCAAAUCUAUUUUCGAAGAGAUGUGUUAUGUGAAACACUGUCUGGAAACAGCUGUCCAUUGGUGACUAUAACUGCAAUGCCAGAGUCUAAUUGUUAUGAACAUAUCUGUCAAUUCAGAAAUCGCCCUUAUGUUUUCUUAUCUGCUCGGGUACAUCCUGGAGAAACUAAUGCAAGUUGGGUUAUGAAAGGAACAUUGGAGUAUCUCAUGAGUAAUAACCCUACUGCUCAGAGCUUACGAGAAUCCUAUAUUUUUAAAAUUGUCCCUAUGCUAAAUCCAGAUGGUGUCAUCAAUGGAAAUCAUCGUUGUUCUUUAAGUGGAGAGGAUUUGAACAGACAGUGGCAAAGUCCAAAUCCAGACUUACAUCCUACAAUUUACCAUGCAAAGGGGCUGUUACAAUACCUGGCUGCAGUGAAACGUUUGCCUCUGGUAUAUUGUGAUUAUCAUGGCCAUUCCCGAAAGAAGAAUGUGUUUAUGUAUGGCUGCAGUAUCAAGGAGACAGUGUGGCAUACCAGUGAUAGUGCAAGUUCAUGUGAUGUUGUGGAAGAUACGGGAUAUAGGACGUUGCCUAAGAUACUGAGCCACAUUGCCCCAGCAUUUUGCAUGAGCAGCUGUAGCUUUGUAGUGGAAAAAUCUAAAGAGUCCACAGCACGUGUUGUAGUUUGGCGGGAAAUAGGAGUGCAGAGAAGCUACACCAUGGAGAGUACUUUGUGUGGCUGUGAUCAUGGGAAAUACAAGGGUUUACAAAUUGGUACUCGAGAACUGGAAGAGAUGGGAGCAAAAUUUUGUGUUGGUUUGAUGCGAUUGAAAAGACUGACUUCUCCAUUGGAAUAUAAUCAGCCUUCUAGCCUGCUUGACUUUGAAAAUGACUUAAUUGAAUCAAGCUGUAAAGUAACCAGCCCUACCACUUACGUUUUGGAUGAAGAUGAACCUCGAUUCCUUGAAGAAGUUGAUUACAGUGCAGAAAGUAAUGAUGAGUUAGAUAUUGAAUUGGCUGAAAAUGCGGGAGAUUAUGAACCUUCUGCUCAAGAGGAAAUACUUUCUGACUCUGAAUUACCCAGAACAUAACUACAAUGAACCCUGUCAUUUCCUGUUAACUGUAAAGCAGAAAUGAAAUAUCUUGGUUUUUAUAUUAUACAGGAAAUUUGGGAGAAAUGAGUUUUAGAGAACUAACUCAAAAAAGAUCAAAAGUAACGGGCUUUUUGGUUGCAAGACAAUAAAUAUAUUAUUAAUUCAUGAUGAAAUUGGCACUUGUUUUAUUUUAGAUAUUCAGUGCAUUUUAUAUAGCAUUGAAUUAUCAAAUAAUGGAUUUACUUUAAAAAAUACUCAAGUAUUAUUGCAUGAGUUUUUAUCUCCUUAUAGUACCUGAGUCAAAUGGAUAAUUUUGAGGCUUCCAGAGUAUAAAAUCUAAAUUCUAGAGUUGUUGAAUGUCCGGAAUUGCUGAAUUCAAUAUAUAUGUAUAUGGGUUUCUGUAGAUGUGUUUGUGUUGAGGUGAGUAGAUAAGACUGUUCUGAAUCAUGUUUACUGAUGGAUUGUGACUAGAAUAAUCUAGAAUUUACCUUGAAACCAUUACAUUUUACAUUUACCAGAUUAAACAAAUAAAAACUGUAUCAAAUGUUGCAUUUACUUCGUCAUCCUUUUAACGAUUCCAGGUUAUGUAGUGUGUGAAACUUUCUAUACAUUUGAUAAAGAUCCAGUACUUGAACACAUUGAUAAAAAGUUUCUUUAAAACAUAGCUUAAUUUAUUAGUCUUAAAUUUGGGUAGUGUGGGUAUAUGUGUACCUAUCAUUAAAGAUACAUUUGAGUAGCUCGUUCCUCUGAAAUUAUGACUUAGGAGUACACCUAAACUUUCAUCCCUGUGGUCAGUUUGUUGGAUAGUUGGAUCGGUUACAUGUGCAUUUGUGUGUUGAACUUCUGUAACAUCUCAUAAGCUGUGAUUAUGUAGCCUGUGCUGAUACUGGCAUACUAUCCUGGAAGACUGCAAUGAAUUUACAUCAUUUCUUGUAAUGAUAGCUUCCUGAGUUAGAAUCAUCAUGUUGCAAGAGUGACUU